Molecule: messenger RNA, 1443 nt
Organism: Plasmodium gonderi
Lineage: Eukaryota; Apicomplexa; Aconoidasida; Haemosporida; Plasmodiidae
Product: mitochondrial chaperone BCS1
Exons: 1
Coding region: 1-1443 (480 amino acids)
Molecular function (GO): ATP binding; ATP hydrolysis activity
Source: RefSeq, a predicted model, not a curated record
AUGCAGAAGCUUAUUGUGAACAAAGGAUAUGAGAGCACCACGGAUAAGCAAUCCCCCAUCGGAUCAAGUGGAGUAGAGGAAAGUGGAGGAUUAAUAGAAUCCAUUUUUAAAAAUAUAACAAAAAAUGAAUAUUUCAGUGCUGGAGUUGGAAUAAUAUCAGUGGGGGCAUUCGUCACAGUAGCUAACAGAUUAAACAGUUACAUCUACCAAGCAGUGAGAAAAAACAUGUUUACAUCUUUAGAAAUCACAAUCAACGAUAAUGCAUAUUAUUGGAUUCUAGAAUACAUUGUUAAGAAAGGGAUUAUUAGUAGACAUCUGAGCUUAAAAACACAAAUGUUAAAUGAGAAAAAUAAAAAAAAUGUACUAUUCUCCUUCCUACCAAGUGUAGGGAAUCACCUACUCAUAUAUGAUAACAGAUUUAUUUUUAUUGAAAGAAAUCGAGAAAAAACCAUGACAUCUGAUAUAAAUAGAUCUGUACCAUUUGAAAAUAUAAAAUUAAGUACAUUUAUAUGGUCUAAAUAUAUUUUUGAAAAAAUAUUAACAGAUGCAAAAUUAUAUAUAGAAAAAAAAGAAGAAGGAAAAACGCUACUUUACAAAACUUUUGGACAUGAAUGGAGACCAUUUGGAACCCCUAAAAAUAAAAGACCAAUCAAUUCUGUAAUACUUCCACAACAUUUAAGUGAACAUAUAAUAAACGAUAUCGACACAUUUCUUAACUCAAGUAAAUGGUAUAUUGAAAAAGGAAUACCUUACAGAAGAUGUUACUUGUUGCAUGGACCCCCUGGGUGUGGUAAAAGUAGUCUCAUAACAGCUUUAGCAGGUUAUUUUGAUUUCAACAUAUGUACAAUUAAUAUUAAUGACAUAUAUUUAACAGAUGAUAGAUUCAUACAUCUACUAGCCACUGUACCUCCAAAAACUAUUCUCAUUUUGGAAGACAUUGAUUUCAUUUUUGUUCAUAGUUCAAACGAGAUAAGCUCAAAAAAUGAAUCUGCAUCAUCCCCUUCUAUCACUUCUUCAAUCAAUUCGAAUUCUUCAUUUGGUAGUAACAAUAUAAAAACCCUAGGAGUUUCAUAUAGUGGACUCCUAAAUGCCCUAGAUGGUAUCGUCGCAACUGAAGAAAGGAUUAUCUUUAUGACGACAAACAAUAUCAAUAAACUCCCAAGUACUCUUAUCAGACCAGGUAGAGUAGAUUUAAAAAUUCUCAUUCCAUAUGCAAAUACUUAUCAAUAUGAAAAAAUGUUUUUACGAUUUUUUCCCCAACAGGAAGAUUUGGCUCACCAAUUUUCUAAAAUAUUUCAAAACUUCCAUCUAAGUAUGGCAGAAAUUCAGUCAUUCUUUAUGUUUUCCAAACAUGAUCCUCAUAAGACCAUUCAAAAUGCGCAGCACUGGGUCCAGACCUACGCACACAAGGAUUCUCAAACGGGGGAUCCCUUUCGACCAUGA